AUGGAGUCAGAUUGCCAAAAAUCAACCUCUCAUUAUUACCCGCACAUCAUCCCAUCAUUAGAACAGCAGGUCGACGGGGGAGAACGUCAGUUCGACCAGCACAGCUCUGAACAUGGUCGUCGCCGCAAGGAAUGGGCCGCACCCAAGAUUCCCCGCCAACUGGCCAGUGCUACCCUCUCGAGCCACUCUACGGUCAAAACCCUCGCUUUCCACCGUAAGCCGUUUCGUUCAGACAUUCUAAUCUGGAAUGUCAACCCCUCCAGCGAGACAUUGGAGUACUUGGCUUCCUGCCCUGGGCGGAAGAGGAACACGCCAGCCGUCACUCUAUACUCGGGGACCGACGACACUAGUCCUGUCCUUGGAGCGGCCCAUUUUCGCUGCUCUCACCAGACCAUAUUCGGAAUAGGAGAUCCUAAGACGGAUCCAAAUGGCGUGAUGUGGGAGCAGAUGCAAAGUUCGUCCAGGUGGCUGGGCAGGAGCAAGUUCAAGUUCGAAUUCACUGACUGUGGGAAAUCGAAUGCUGUGGAUAGUCGCUCAAGUCUCCCUUGCAGGCGACACCUCUGUUGGCAGAGAACUGUAGAUCCUGCAGACGGCGUCGAUAACGUUACUGCGAAGGUCUCAGUGAGGAAAUACCGGCUGAUGGAUCAGGUUGAUGGGCAAGUCCUGGCUGUGUUCGUGGCGAGCGAUCUCAACUCUGUCAGGAAGGGGGGUGAGCUCCGGGUCCUCCAAUGGCUGAGUCUGGGUCUCGAGACGGCGGUCAUCUUGACUUGCGCCAGCAUAUCGGAGAGGUUGAGGCGCGACUAG
This is a messenger RNA of Cladophialophora psammophila CBS 110553, 804 nucleotides long. RefSeq lists its product as uncharacterized. The record is from RefSeq and is a predicted model, not a curated record. The coding region runs from base 1 to 804 and encodes 267 amino acids. The transcript has a single exon. NCBI's taxonomy places the organism in Eukaryota, Fungi, Ascomycota, Eurotiomycetes, Chaetothyriales, Herpotrichiellaceae.